Molecule: messenger RNA, 1685 nt
Organism: Amyelois transitella
Lineage: Eukaryota; Metazoa; Arthropoda; Insecta; Lepidoptera; Pyralidae
Gene: Ssl1
Product: general transcription factor IIH subunit 2
Exons: 9
Coding region: 178-1395 (405 amino acids)
Biological process (GO): nucleotide-excision repair; regulation of transcription by RNA polymerase II; DNA-templated transcription
Cellular component (GO): transcription factor TFIIH holo complex; transcription factor TFIIH core complex
Molecular function (GO): zinc ion binding
Source: RefSeq, a predicted model, not a curated record
UAAUAAUAAGUCUUUAGAACGAGUUCGUAUUGUUUUCAGACAUAAAUUUAAUAACAGGUUUUCGUUUUCCGACGGUUUACUUAAUAAACUUGGAUUUUCUCAUACAUUUUAAAUAAAUCAAGGCUUUUUCAAGACUACAUAUUAAUAUUUAUUUUAACGGAUUUAUUUGAGUACAACAUGGCAGACGAUGAGCAAGAUCCAAAAGAAUACCGGUGGGAAACAGGUUACGAAAAGACAUGGGAAGCCAUAAAAGAAGACGAGGAUGGCUUGGUGGAAGGAUUAGUGGCCGAGUUUGCCCAGAAAGCGGCGCGCAAAGCUGCCGCUCCUCGGCGCGGUCCAGUCAGACUAGGCAUGAUGCGGCAUCUCCUUGUGGCCGUCGAUUGCUCUGAUGCCAUGAACUGCCAGGAUUUGAAGCCAUCACGAUUCCUGUGCACUUUAAAGUUAUUGGAAAAGUUCGUAGAGGAGUUCUUCGAUCAAAAUCCAUUGAGUCAGCUUGGCAUUGUGGCAAUGAAGAACAAGAGAGCAGAGAGAAUCACUGACUUGUCUGGAAAUGUUAGGAAACAUAUUAAAGCUGUUCAAGGAUUGACAAACAUCCCCCUGACAGGAGAGCCGUCAUUGCAGAACACACUGGAGUUUGCUGGACGUGUGCUCCGACCUUUGCCAGGGCAUGCAUCUAGGGAACUACUUGUAUUGUUUGCUUCACUCACCACAUGUGACCCCUCGGAUAUAACUGCUACGAUCCAGGGUUUGAAGACAGACGGAAUAAGAUGUUCGGUCAUUGGUUUAGCAGCUGAAGUAAGAAUAUGUAAAAAGUUAUGUCAAGAUACUGGCGGAGAUUAUGGGGUAGUAUUGGACGACGUCCACUAUCGCUCCUUGCUCCUGGACUACACGAAUCCCCCGCCGCGGGCGCGCGCUCUGGACGCGGGGCUCGUCAAGAUGGGGUUCCCCCACUGCGCCCCCCCGACCACCGAGACAGACCCCUCCAACAGCGCAGAUCCGCCAAUCACAGUUUGCAUGUGCCAUUUGGAAGAGGGCGAAGGCGUCGGUGGGGAGGGCCACCUGUGUCCGCAGUGCCGCAGCAAGUACUGCUCGCUGCCGGCGCAGUGUCGCACGUGCGGGCUCACGCUCGCCUCCGCGCCUCAUCUCGCCAGAUCGUAUCACCACUUGUUCCCUGUAGAACCUUAUGAAGAGGUACCCAAUGAAGGACAAGCUCAAUACUGUUUUGGCUGCCUUAGGCCUUUCACAGAUGUCGACAAGCAGAUCUUCCGCUGCCCGCGUUGCCUGGAGUACUACUGCUGGGAGUGCGAGGCGGUGGUGGGCGGCUCGCUGCACGUGUGCCCGGCCUGCGCCGCGCGGCCCGCGCUCUACCAGCGGCUGCCGGACACGUCGAAAUAGAUCUCUCGUCUAUCGUUGUAAUGCUAUUGCUAGAGGUGCAAGCCGUUAAUGGGGAAUCGUCUGCAUCUGCGGCUGCCAGUAUCUCCAAGUAGAGUGUCAUCAACAGUACUGCUUGUGCAUUUUACUGGCGAAAAUCGAGGUUACGUCGGCGAUACCAUUUGAACGUCAUUUAAUUUUUAUGUCAAUAAACCUGGGGGAGGUUUGGGUUUAAUGGCUGAGAAUGCAAUUGGGAUGGAACACUACGAUGAGAAAGAUUGUGUAAUUUAUUAAUUUUAUAUGUACAUAAUGUA